CAGGCUCUGCAGCAGCGGGGUUCUGAACCUGAGCAGCAGGCUGCCUCAUCUCUUCCCAGUCAGUGCCCGUACAAGUAACUGUACAGCACUCAGCCUACUCUGCGUUAUGAUGCAGUUUAUGUUGCUUUUUAGUCGUCAGGGAAAGCUCCGACUCCAGAAAUGGUAUGUCCCGCUAUCAGACAAAGAAAAGAAAAAAAUCACAAGAGAACUUGUUCAAACAGUUUUAGCCCGUAAACCCAAAAUGUGCAGCUUUUUGGAGUGGCGAGAUCUGAAGAUUGUCUACAAAAGAUAUGCUAGCCUGUAUUUCUGCUGUGCUAUUGAAGAUCAGGACAAUGAACUAAUUACCCUGGAAAUAAUUCAUCGUUAUGUUGAACUACUUGACAAAUAUUUUGGCAGUGUGUGUGAACUUGAUAUCAUCUUUAAUUUUGAGAAAGCUUAUUUUAUUUUGGAUGAAUUUCUUUUGGGAGGAGAAGUUCAGGAAACAUCCAAGAAAAAUGUUCUUAAAGCCAUUGAACAGGCAGAUCUGCUCCAAGAGGAAGCUGAAACCCCACGUAGUGUUCUUGAAGAAAUUGGACUGACAUAAGCCAUCUCCCAUGUUGAUGACAUCAUGUGGUCUCACAUACUGUAGAUGUUCACUGCCUUCAUGUCAAUGUUUAGCUAAUGGUGUAAGAUGCUGUUUGUCAGUAUUACUGUUUUGCUAAGCCGCUUCAUUCAGGCCUACAUAAAAACACUCCACUUUUUCAAAAGGGAAUAAAAAGUAUUAUUUUUUUUUUAAAGGGACUUAAAUGUUAACUAAAACUUGAUGCAGAAGAAAUAUCUUUUUGGUAUUCUCAAAGGUUGAAUUGUUUCCCAUUAAUUUUAUUUGUAUGUGAUAAUUAUGAAUAUACACGUAAAAUCACAGUCAGGAAGCACAUUUGUUGCUAUUACUGCAUUCAACUGAAAGGAAGCUACACUUGUAUCGACUUAAAAGUAAAUGUAAUAAUGUUUCAAUAUGGUUAUAUGCAACCAAAGACUAGUGUUACAUUUCAGUAUUUAUGGGAAUGAGAAAAAUUGACUGAUUUUACAUAUCAAAAUGAUUUAAAUUUUAACAUUACCGCUGAAACUUAAACAUAUACAUGUAUACCAAAGAUACUUAUUGGGAACUACAUAUCUGGUAGCUUAUUGAAAAACGUACAUUUCUGAGACUAAAGGGAUAUUACAUUAAAGGGAAUAUAGAUUACUUUAAUCAGAACAAUCCUGUUUUACCUUGACUGUUAGUUGAAGGCAGGAAUUUGGACCGAAGUUAAUAUAUUCCAAUAUGAGCACAUAAUGUACACUAUGAAAAUGGUUAGACAUUAUUUUCUAUGUAAGAUUCCUUUAAGCAUAAUUUUAUAACUUGAAUGGAUUAUCUUUAUGCCCCCAGAUACAUUAUACUGCCACUGUUUACCUCAUUUUUCCAUGAGCUAAAGAAAACAUCUAUUUACAUAGGAUGUUAUAAAUCAAAAUGCUAAUUUGCCUAGUAUUAUCGCUAUCUCAAAUAAACCUUGGCUGUGUUCACAAAGUGAUCACAUGGCUAAGUUUGCUCCACUGUUAGUAUUUAUUCUGGUUAACUAAAUUUUCCCUAUACUUUUUUUAUGAAGUACCACUAGUUUGACAUUUUCCUCCUUUCAUGCCACCUCCUAGUCAGAAAAUAGUCAUCAUAUAUAUCAAUACAUACAUCUACUCUCGUGUAAAAAAUAUUAGCUGGAUGAGGUAAAAUGGCAAUGGGGGAUUUUUUUUAAAGCUGUUACAAUUCAGUUUCAAUACCAUUUUCAUAUGUAUUUAAACAUGUCUUCAAGGUUUACACUUUCACUUAUUUGUAUGUGCUUGGCUGGAUUAAGCUUUGUGAUUGUGACCAAUAUUUAGGCUGUGAUCAUUGUCUUAUCACAUACAUUAGUUAUAAUAAAUGUCCACUCUUACACCAUUGCAGUGUGUUUAUCUCUAUCCAAAGGUUUGUUAGUAGAGAGCUGCUGGAGAGGGAGAUUCCAAUGAGACAUAAAUAUGUUAAGCUCCUUUCUUAAAAUGGAAAUAAAAAUAAAUUUCAUUAAACAUAGUCUUGUUACAAGUGAACACAAAGUAGAUUUGAAUUAGGUUUUCACACAAAACACUUCAAAUUUAUUAAAUAUAAGCACACUA
Molecule: messenger RNA, 2154 nt
Organism: Vombatus ursinus (common wombat)
Lineage: Eukaryota; Metazoa; Chordata; Mammalia; Diprotodontia; Vombatidae
Gene: AP1S2
Product: adaptor related protein complex 1 subunit sigma 2
Exons: 5
Coding region: 107-583 (158 amino acids)
Biological process (GO): intracellular protein transport; vesicle-mediated transport
Cellular component (GO): membrane coat; AP-1 adaptor complex; intracellular membrane-bounded organelle
Molecular function (GO): clathrin-cargo adaptor activity
Source: RefSeq, a predicted model, not a curated record